AUCAGAAUCAUCACUUUAAAAAUAGUGGUUCACUGAAUAUAUAAGAGGUGGCUCUGGCUGUAGUAAGCAAGUCAAAAGCAACUCUGCAGCUAUAUAGAUAUAUACAGCAGCAAAAUAUCCAAGUUUUAAUAGAUCUACACUAUCUGUCAACUACCACAGCAAUGAAGAUGAAUCAACCAAGAUGCCACUCUAUGGUGGGACUACUGCUGCUCCAAGCUGUCCUCCUAACCACCAGUUAUGCUUCUCCUCUACCUCAUGCAGCUGAUGAAACAAUUGUGAAACGACAAACCCAGGCACUCUGUUAUCCUACCUCAAGAUCACUCUGUAACCACACCUUUGCUACUAGCAGAUUCUACGAUCACUGCAUCGAGCAAUUAUUUCCCUGUGACACGGAAGGUUUCGCAAUGAAGUAUGCCAAAAAGAGGGCAGAACUUCUCGAGAAAGAACUCCAAGUUUCUCCAGAACUGAAAACAUACUUGGAGAAGACUGAAUUGUGCUUUCAGAAAAAUUUCCGAGCUCUUGUGGAAUCGAAAUCAAAAGUAUACCCCAAUGAUGAAACCUGCCUUGAGCUUGAAACUGAAGCUGUGUCAAUAUUGAACAAUUGCUAUAGACAACCCGAAUUGUGCUCUCUGCUCUCAGACAAUGAAGAUAUUUAUGACCAAAUCCAUUCUGUAGUCAAAGCAUUUCGCAUCGGUGCCGACUAUCACAAUGACACUCUUGUCAACAUGGGACUACCAAAUGCCAUUUUGGAAUCAUGCUCCAACCAUACAGAGCUGGCCAAGUCCCUCACCUCUUCGGAGCUGCCUGUGCGAGUCAUCCUCUGUGCUGCAUCGUACGACAGACGUAAUGGCGGUGGUUCUGCUUUCAAUGGAGCUGGCUACAUUGAGAAGUUGAGCCAAGUUAUGAACCGAUCUUCCGACCAAUUCACUUAUUUUGGAAAAGAUGCCGAUACCUAUUGGUGUAGUACUGUGAAUCCUAUACAUGCCCAAUCUCAAGUUCUUGAUUACUUUGUCAUUGCUUGGUUUGCUAGCCCCAGCGACCCUCUCCUCUCUCGAGCUUAUAACCAUCUAUUUAGCGAGGAAAGAAAAUCGUACAUGAUUGACGAAGGAAUCUAUUUCUUGCAAUUCCACGAGACACGAGAGGAACGAAGAGAACCCUCGCAAUGCGGAGAUGGAAUCAGACAAAUUGGAGAAGAUUGCGACCCUAAGAGCAAUAUUGAAAGUGGCUGCCUUCGCAAUUGCACCGUUCACCGUGACUACACAUGCAAUACUGACGCUCUGUCCCCUUCUGUAUGCCAGCUUCGAGAGGCACCUAGACUGGAACGUGUGCCAUGCCCUGCUCCUAUUCGCAGACGAUCUAAAACCACUCAUUCUAGACUCACUGUUUCGUUCAACAACACUUACUUAGAGGAUACUCUACCAAUCGAAGACGCUCAAUUUCUAAGUGCCUCAUCGGCUGAUUCAUCACUAAGAACAUUGAACGUGCCUCUUUUGAUUCUGAUUGCACUGAUUGGAUUGUGCUGGUCAUGAAAAAUAUGUGAGAUUUUUUGAACCCCUCUUCUUCUGACAAGAAUCAUGUACAUAACAAUCUCAGUUUGGCAGGUAGAGCAUUAAUCACUCUUUUUAUCAUCAUAAUUUAAUAUAGAAUAAUAAUACAAAACUGACAAUGAAUAUUUUUCCCCAUGUGAUUUCACUACUAUUCAUCAGCAUAAUUAAUGCACCCAUCCUCUUAUUAUAAUUAUGACAUGUGAGAAAUGUAUUCAAAUUUGCUAUUUAUUGUAAGAAAUUAUUAUUGAAAUAUUGAUAUUUAUUUUUAACGUGA
Messenger RNA from Halichondria panicea, 1821 nucleotides. RefSeq lists its product as uncharacterized. The transcript is spliced from 2 exons. NCBI's taxonomy places the organism in Eukaryota, Metazoa, Porifera, Demospongiae, Suberitida, Halichondriidae. The coding region runs from base 162 to 1529 and encodes 455 amino acids. The record is from RefSeq and is a predicted model, not a curated record.